Molecule: messenger RNA, 537 nt
Organism: Aspergillus novofumigatus IBT 16806
Lineage: Eukaryota; Fungi; Ascomycota; Eurotiomycetes; Eurotiales; Aspergillaceae
Exons: 2
Coding region: 1-537 (178 amino acids)
Source: RefSeq, a predicted model, not a curated record
AUGAAAGCCACAACUCUCAACCCUGUGAAACUUGUCCGCGGGUGGAACAAGUUGUAUGACGUUUCAUUACCACAAAUCGGCGCUAUCAUCACUGAUGUUAAGGGCUGGACAAAGCCCUUAACACUUAAUGACCGCAUUUUUAAGGUCCUUGGAUCCUAUGCAUACCGCGGAGGCAUGUCACUCCUUCCCAAGGACAUGAACAGAUUCAAACAGCUUAUCAUUAUUAGGAAAAUGCCCAUGAGCCUCAAAACCUUUGGGAAGUACUUAAAAGCUGCUGCGGAUGAUGGCGAUGAGGAAGCAGUCAAGAUGAUGCUCAGGGUAUUGCAAAAGACAAUCAGAGUGUUCAACUAUCUCAAUGAUGCUGGCCUGGCGAACUCUUUUAAUCAGGCGCGUCUACUUCUGGCCAAGGAAAUUGAAUAUGCAGAUCAAUAUAUGCCCAAGUUGAAAGGUAUUCUUGCCAUCUGGAAAGAAUUUGAGCCACCCUUGGUCAUAAAAUUCGGCAGACCAAGUCAGACGAUGACUUUGCUUUCAAGCUGA